This is a messenger RNA of Brassica napus (rape), 1250 nucleotides long. RefSeq names its product probable membrane-associated kinase regulator 1. Gene Ontology annotation, cellular component: plasma membrane. Gene Ontology annotation, molecular function: kinase inhibitor activity. Lineage: Eukaryota; Viridiplantae; Streptophyta; Magnoliopsida; Brassicales; Brassicaceae. The coding region runs from base 225 to 1118 and encodes 297 amino acids. The record is from RefSeq and is a predicted model, not a curated record. The transcript has a single exon.
UUUUUGUUAAAACAUUUAGCACUAUUUAUUUGCAUUGCAUGUGACUACAGCCUCAAUCUGGCGAUCUUUGUGGGCUUUCCUCAUGAUAUCAACUGCACUGCAGUAGCCUCUUAAAUACAAAACAAAACAAAACAAAAAUAAACAAUUCAAAAUAUUGCAUUCUAUUAUUACAUAAUUUACAUUGCAUAGAAGCUAAAGACAAAACAGAGAGAGAUAAGAACACAAUGAGACGUCAACCACGUCAACGUCACUCGCCACCGCAGUCUCACUCCUCUCCGUCGUCAUCUUCGUCGGAAUUUGAAUUCAACAUCUCAAUCUCGCCGCGAAAAGCUUCUUCUUCGCUUUGUCCAGCCGAUGAGCUCUUCUACAAAGGUCAGCUUCUUCCUCUCCAGCUUUCUCCUCGUCUUUCUCUCGUCCGUACACUCUGUUCUUCUUCUUCUUCUUCCUCUGACUACACUUCUUCUUCUUCCUCCGCCGCACGUGACUCCACUGAAUCUUCUUCCUCCACUGACUCCUCCACCUCCUCUUUCCCUCUCCUCCACCCUCCCCCGCUCGAUUGCUCUGACUCUUCACGGCCUAACUCUGUUACCGAUGAAGAAGAUGUCUUCUUUAAACAGACAAAGAAGAGUGGUUUCUCACUCUCUAGACUAUCCUCUGUUUUCAAGAAAGACACCAAGGCCGUCUUCGCCGCAGCUCCUCCGUCGUCGGUUAAGAGAAUGAGCUCCACGGCUAAAGAAGUUAUUCGCAAAUACAUGAAAAAGGUCAAACCUUUAUACGACAAGUUAUCUCAGAAACAGAGCACCACCGUCACAGCUUUCAAAACAGAGUCCUCUGUUUUAAAAACAGAGUCCUCUUUCUCAGGGAACCUAAUGAAAUGCACAAAGCGAGGACGGUGCGCGGCGAGCUGUCCGUCGUCGAUGAGGUCAUCUCCGAGUCACUCCGGGGUGCUGACACGUGGUGGCUUUCCGGGUCAACGAGGAGGUAGCUGCAGCAGCAGCAGCAGCAACAACAGUGUGUCUUCUUCUAUGGAGGAGUUGCAGAGUGCUAUUCAAGGAGCUAUUGCUCAUUGCAAGAACUCAAUGUUGCAGAAGAGUUUGGUUAGUAGUCACGAGAUCUAGCAUUAUAUCUUUGUAUCAAUCUAUUAUAUUUUCAUGUCUUUCUAAUCAUUUUGAAAUUUCAGCUACUCUUUUGCCUUUGUGUGAUCCAAACAUCCGAUAUAAUUAACGGUGUUAUUGGUUAUUUUUAUUUAA